This is a messenger RNA of Rotaria socialis, 909 nucleotides long. The record is from the annotation of a GenBank genome assembly. Lineage: Eukaryota; Metazoa; Rotifera; Eurotatoria; Philodinida; Philodinidae.
AUGAUCGAUCUGAACUCCACUCAAUCAACCGAUUCUGGGAGAGAAGCGAUGGAUCAGACAGUAGGCUCGGAUUACGAUCUAGGAACUCAGACCACAUCGAGCCUAUUAGAUAGCAUUGAUAGCAACUGGCGACCCAGCACACCAUUACCAAGCUUUGAAUGUCAUGAAAAUCCAACCAUCAACCAAAAGCUCCGUGACUUAGCUUUCCGACAUGAAACACAAAGCAAAGAAAUCAAGCGUCUUUGUCAACUAGAAAAAUUCAAGAUAGUCGUUCUUUGCGACGAUUCCGGCUCAAUGAUGGAAACUGUGGGUGGGUCUAGUCGUAGUCGCUGGGAAGAGCUUCGCGAAAUUGUGAAGCUUGUUGUUGCAAUUGGCUCCAUAUUCGAUACUAACGGCGUUAAUAUCCGUUUUCUCAAUUGUAAAGAUCGAUAUACGAUCAAGGAUCCCGAUGAAAUUAAUCGCCUAUUUGCCGGCGAACCAAAGGGUUAUACGCCAUUGGUGCGUUCCGUACGGGAGAUUCUCAAAUUACCAGUGACCGCAGCUAACAGCGACAAAAAAUUAUUGUUAUUCAUUGCAACUGACGGCUAUCCAACAGAUGCAAAUGGUGUGCCGAAUCUGUCCGAAUUUGAACAUGUUAUGCGAAAUGAACGAAAAUCAGAUACUACUUAUGUAUCGUUUCUGAUGUGCACGGACGAUCAGGAAUGUGUUGAUUACCUGAGUAACUUUAGCCGAACGAUGGCAAACAUUGAUGUGACAGGCGAUUUUAAUACAGAACGAAUGAACAUACGUAGAGAACGAGGAGCGAAAUUUCCAUUCUCGAAAGGCGAUUACAUAACUAAAGUCUUAGUUGGCGCAAUCAGCCGAGAAAAAGUUCCAAGUAAUGAACCUGAUAAUGCUAACAACAGUUAA